AUAAACAGAAUGAACCAGAAUCAUCAUCUGAAGAAAGUGAGCCAGAAUCAUCAUCUGAGUCAGAGGAAAUUGGCAAUGAUAAAAAAAUGGCGAAUGUAGAUGAUCAGAGUGAAUCGUCUUCAUCAUCCGAGGAAAGUGACAGUAGUAAAAUAAAUAAAAAAAUAACGCGUUUAGAUAAACAGAAUGAACCAGAAUCAUCAUCGUCAGAAGAAAGUGAGCCAGAAUCAUCAUCUGAGUCAGAGGAAAGUGGCAACGAUAUAAAAAUGGCAAAUGUAGAUGAUCAGAGUGAAUCGGAAUCGUCAUCUGAAGGAGAUGAUGAACAUUCUUCAUCCGAGGAAAGCGACAAUGACAAAAAAAUGGAUCAGAAUGAUGUUGAAUUAUCCACUUCAAAAGAAAAUGAGAAAAAAAUUUUAAAUAGCUCGAGUGACACGAAAUCAUCUAAAUUCAAAAAGCAUGAUGAGAAAGCUGUACGUAAUUCUUCAGGUAGCAUACAAACGAGCAAAAAAAGGAAAAAUAGUUUGGAUGACUCUCCUAAUAAUAAUAAUCGAUGUCAACCGCCACCUACCAAAAAGAUAAACGCAGUUACAAGCGCAACAUCUAUAAAACCAACUAGUAGACUCUUCGUCCCGCCUGCAGUUCAGAAAAGUCAAAUGAAUAAGAUGAAAACAGUGGAGUCAGGAAAACCCAAGAAUGGAUUUCAUCAACCUCGUAUAAAUGUAAAUGAAGUCAAGUUUCAUAAUGAAAAGUUGAAAGAUAAUAGUUUCUUAGCAAAAGGUGGAGCUAUUGGAUCAUAUGGCCAUAAAGCAUACAACGAUUUUGUAGCUACUAGAGGUAAAGAUUUCCGUGCUCAGAAAACGAAAAAGAAACGUGGUUCAUAUCGUGGUGGUAAAAUCGACUUCCAAUCACAUUCAAUAAAAUUUGAAGACUAA
This is a messenger RNA of Racocetra persica, 929 nucleotides long. The record is from the annotation of a GenBank genome assembly. Lineage: Eukaryota; Fungi; Glomeromycota; Glomeromycetes; Diversisporales; Gigasporaceae.